Ylistrum balloti is the source of this 1122-nucleotide messenger RNA. RefSeq lists its product as uncharacterized. The record is from RefSeq and is a predicted model, not a curated record. The transcript has 3 exons. NCBI's taxonomy places the organism in Eukaryota, Metazoa, Mollusca, Bivalvia, Pectinida, Pectinidae. Bases 1 to 1122 code for a protein of 373 amino acids.
AUGGAUGUCUGUAAACUGUCCGGAUUAUGGCUAUUGUGUGUCUUGAUGACGACGGAUGUUUUAGGAAAACCCAAAUCUGGCCCAAGAGGCUAUCGGUGGAGUGAAUGGCAGUCGUGUACCACAGGGUGUUCCAGUUCCAACAUGAGAUUCCGUACAUGUGAAUACCAAAACAACAACGGUGUUUCAAAGUGCACUCCGAAUGUUGUUGUUAAAGAGAUCGACCCUGAUGCCCCUGCUCCUGCCCCUGCUCCUGCCCCAGCAGUAGAUCCCACUACCACAACAGAAAGUGCACCAGCUGUCCAUACCACUACCACAACAGAAAGUGUACCAGCUGUCCAUACCACUACCACAACAGAAAGUGUACCAGCUGUCCAUACCACUACCACAACAGAAAGUGUACCAGCUGUCCAUACCACUACCACAACAGAAAGUGUACCAGCUGUCCAUACCACUACCACAACAGAAAGUGUACCAGCUGUGCAUACCACUACCGCAACAGAAAGUGUAUCAGCUGUUCAUACCACUACCACAACAGAAAGUGUACCAGCUGUGCAUACCACUACCACAACAGAAAGUGUACCAGCUGUCCAUACCACUACCACAACAGAAAGUGUACCAGCUGUCCAUACCACUACCACAACAGAAAGUGUACCAGCUGUCCAUACCACUACCACAACAGAAAGUGUACCAGCUGUCCAUACCACUACCAUAACAGAAAGUGUACCAGCUGUGCAUACCACUACCACAACAGAAAAUGUUUCAGGUGUCCAUACCGAUACCAACAUUUUCCCGACAGCUCAAAGCAGAUAUACAACGUAUAGUUCCAUCCCCACAGCAGGCGAUACAAGUUGUAUAUGUGAAUGCAAUGGUACCACCAAGUGGUCGGUCGGUGGUCUGAACCUGACGAAUGAUGAAGCUAAACAGCUAAUUGCUGAACUACAACAGAAGUUGGCCGUGAACGUCUCCACGUUGUCGUCCACGAUUCGGAAGAAAAUCAGUGCAUCAGACAGUCGUACGUCCUCAGCCGCCAUGGGUUAUACCGCAGCGAUAGUGUUGGCGUCGGUAGUGAUCCUUAUUGUCGGCAGUGACGUCAUCGUCCUUUUUGCUAGAUUAAGAAAAUAG